This is a messenger RNA of Canariomyces notabilis, 2357 nucleotides long. Its product is annotated as general substrate transporter. Gene Ontology annotation, cellular component: membrane. Gene Ontology annotation, biological process: transmembrane transport; carbohydrate transport. The transcript has 2 exons. Lineage: Eukaryota; Fungi; Ascomycota; Sordariomycetes; Sordariales; Chaetomiaceae. The record is from RefSeq and is a predicted model, not a curated record. Gene Ontology annotation, molecular function: carbohydrate:proton symporter activity. Bases 309 to 1988 code for a protein of 559 amino acids.
AGAUCUUCAUCCUUCUGUCAUAUAACGCCGUGGAAGUUACACGCGGGGUGCAUGCACCCGGGUCAUUCUACACUUGUGGUGGACGAGGGCGGGGAUCGUUGCGCAACAAUCGGCCCACCGCCAUGACAGGGACCCGGCCAGGCUCCGGGCAUGCAGCUCGACUCAGAUCGUCCAGUUCGAGGGAUAAGACGUCAGAGGAGCCCCUGUAAAGUGUGAACCAGAGCAUCCGGAACUGGAGUCUGGACCUUUGACCGCCGCAUUGUCAAGCUGUCACGAGACCGGGAAGACGGUUUGGAUAUCUCAUAACAAUGGCUGGCGGUGUCAAGAAACCCGUCAACAUCUUCAGGCUCAGGAAUCUGAGCGAGCCCAACGAGGUAUUCAACUGGAGACUAUGGUUCGCUGUCCUCUCCUUCAGCCUUCUAGGCGCCGCCCGCGGCGUUGACGAGGGCCUGAUCAGCGGCGCAUUCAACAGCGAACAUUUCCAGAAGACUAUCAACUACAGCUCAUACUCAACUGUCGACCAAGCCAAUAUCAAGGCCAAUGUCUCGGCCAUGGUACAGAUAGGCUCUGUUGGAGGCGCGCUGAUCGCGUUUCUUGUUUGUGACAGGAUCGGGCGUAUAUGGGCCACACGGCAGCUUUGUAUUCUUUGGAUGGUCGGAAUUGCCAUCUUCAUGGGGUCCAACGGCCACCUAGGCGCUAUCUACGCAGGGAGAUUCAUCGCCGGGCUGGGUGUCGGACAGACGCCCGUUGUAGGCCCAGUCUACCUCGCUGAGAUUGCACCAGCAAGUAUUCGAGGCCUCUGCACAUGUGCCUUCACCGGCUUUGUUUACCUCGGCAUCGUCCUGGCAUAUUUCACAAACUACGGCUGCGAGAUCAACAUGGACGACGACACGGCAGCCCGGUGGCUAGUGCCAACAAGCAUACAUCUCAUGUUCGCAGGCAUCAUCUUCCUCCUCACGUUCUUGCAGUACGAAUCGCCACGGUACCUCAUCAUGAAAGAUCGGAAUGUCACGGCGCUUCAGACCAUGUCCCGGCUACGCCAGCUACCUGCGGACCAUGACUACGUUGUCCGUGAGAUCAAUGCAAUUACGGCGAACCUAAUUGAAGAAAGGGAAGCGACAAAGAGUGCAGGGUGGCUCGGCAUCCUCAGGGAAGCCUUUGCUAACCGUAGGAACCUCUACCGCGUGUGCCUCGCCCUUGGAGCGCAGAUCCUCUCCCAAUGGUCGGGUGCCGGCUCCAUCACACUCUACGCGCCCGACCUCUUCGCUCUGCUCGGCAUUGCCGACACCAACACGUCCCUCCUGGUUACGGCCGUGUUUGGCCUUCUCAAGCUUGUGGCAGCCAUCAUUUGCGCCCUUUUCCUAGUAGACGUCAUUGGCCGCAAGCGGUCCCUCCUGCUGGGGAUCAGCUUCCAGACGGUUUCGAUGAUCUACGUGGCCAGCUUUCUGACGGCUGUCCCCUCGCUCGAGGUCCAUAACGAAAAUCAACGCACGUACACGCCCUCGCAGCUGGCCGCGUCCAAGGGCGCCGUCGCCAUGAUCUACCUGUCGGGAUUCGGCUGGGCGCUUGGGUGGAACAGCAUGCAGUACCUGCUCACGGCCGAGCUCUUUCCGCUGCGCAUCCGCGCGUUUUGCACGUCGCUGGCCAUGACAUUCCACUUUGUCAACCAAUACGGCAACGCGCGGGCCGUACCGAACCUGCUGCUCCCUCCCUCGCAUGGGGGUAUUUCCCCCCACGGGACGUUCUGGUUCUUUGCAGCCAUGACCAUGCUGGGCGGGCUCUGGGUGUGGUUCGCGGUGCCCGAGACAGCGGGGCGCAGCCUGGAGAGCAUGGACCGGCUGUUUGAGCUGCCUUGGUACAAGAUUGGCCGGUAUGGGAACCGGGAUGCCGAGGCGAGGGAUUUGAGCGCUGAAGGAGAGCUGGAGAAGGUCUCGCAGGGUUUGGAGCUGGAAACGGUCCGGCACGACAAUCAGGCUAGCAAGGUAUAGACUGGGAAUCACCGGCGGGUGGCGUGGUAGGCGGUUGGGCACUCGAUGUGCAUCUCAGCUGACCCUAUCUAAACCUAAAAUCGACUAGAGGGCAGAUGGUGAAGGCAGCUUCAGCAUUCAAGGUGUUCAGUUGACUAGAGGUACCUACGUUAGGUUAUCAGCAAACUUAGGACAAGCUCAAAGCGGCCUGAGUCGCUCGUGGGCGAAGCAAGUUGUCUAAAGGUACUAUACACUCUUGGGGUAUCAGUCGCAUCCACAUUCGUAUCGAUGUAGAUGGGGCUCGAAGUCUGUAUCAACAAUCAAUCGAUCCCCGUGACUCCUCUGAGUCAUUUCACAACUCAAUCGGUUGUAUGCUCAACUCCCUUUCAG